GAGGUUGACAUCACGCGCCAAUCGGCAUGGCUUUUGGAGAGAGCGGUUUGCUUUUUUGAAUUGGCAGUGGCCGCCGGCGAGGAAUGGCGGUAACGGUGAGAAGGCUUGGUGUUUGAAGUGGUGGAACUUUCAGGGCGUCUUUAGAGCGUGCCAUCAUAGAAGAGUACAAACAAUGGCUGAUGAUAGUGCGUUAACAUCUACUGCUGGGAGCACAAGCUUGGCAGACUCUUCCAUUUUUGAUUCUAAAGUUACUGAAACAUCUAAGGAAAACUUAUUUAUUGGAUCUACUUCAUAUGUUGAAGAAGAAAUGCCUCAGGUUGAAACAAGAGUGAUACUGGUUCAAGAAGCUGGAAAACAAGAAGAACUUAUAAAAGCCUUAAAGACUAUUAAAAUAAUGGAAGUCCCUGUUAUAAAGAUAAAAGAAAGUUGUCCUGGAAAAUCGGAUGAAAAAUUAAUAAAAAGUGUUGUUAAUAUGGAAAUUAAAGUGCCGUUUGUAAAGAUGGAAUCAGUUGAAGAAUUUAAAAGUUUGGAUUCUCCAGAAUUUGAAAAUGUAUUUGUAGUCAUGGACUUCCAGGAUUCUGUCUUUAAUGAGUUAUACAAGACUGAUUGCAGAGUUAUUGGACCACCAGUUGUAUUAAACUGUGCACACAAAGGAGAGCCUUUGCCAUUUUCAUGUCGUCCACUCUAUUGUACAAGCAUGAUGAAUCUAGUACUAUGUUUUACUGGAUUUAGGAAGAAAGAAGAACUAGUCAGAUUGGUAACAUUGGUUCAUCACAUGGGUGGAGUUAUUCGAAAAGACUUUAAUUCGAAAGUUACACACUUGGUGGCAAAUUGUACACAAGGAGAAAAAUUCAGGAUAGCUGUGAGCUUGGGUACUCCAAUUAUGAAGCCAGAAUGGAUUUAUAAAGCUUGGGAAAAGCGAAAUGAACAGGAUUUCUGUGCAUCAGCUGAUGACUUUAGAAAUGAAUUUAAAGUUCCUCCAUUUCAAGAUUGCAUUUUAAGUUUCUUGGGAUUUUCAGAUGAAGAGAAAACCAAUAUGGAAGAAAUGACUGAAAUGCAAGGAGGUAACUAUUUACCAGUUGGAGAUGAAAGAUGCACUCACCUUAUAGUUGAAGAGAAUAUAGUAAAAGAACUUCCAUUUGAACCUUCUAAGAAACUUUAUGUUGUCAAGCAAGAGUGGUUCUGGGGAAGCAUUCAAAUGGAUGCACGAGCUGGAGAAACUAUGUAUUUGUAUGAAAAGGCUAAUACACCUGAGCUCAAGAAGUCAGUGUCAUUGCUCUCUCUAAAUACCCCAAGCAGCAAUCGGAAAAGACGUCGUUUAAAAGAGACACUUGCUCAGCUUUCAAGAGAGACAGACAUGUCACCCUUCCCUCCCCGUAAGCGCCCAUCAGCAGAACAUUCCCUUUCUAUAGGGUCACUCCUAGAUAUCUCCAACACACCAGAAUCUAGCAUUAACUAUGCAGAAACACCAAAGUCUUGUACGAAAUCUUCUAAAAAUUCCACUCCAGUUCCUUCAAAGCAGUCAGCCCGGUGGCAAGUUGCAAAAGAGCUCUAUCAGACUGAAAGUAAUUAUGUAAAUAUAUUGGCCACAAUUAUUCAGUUAUUUCAAGUACCAUUGGAAGAGGAAGGACAACGUGGUGGGCCUAUCCUUGCGCCAGAAGAGAUUAAGACUAUUUUUGGUAGUAUUCCAGAUAUCCUUGAUGUACACACUAAGAUAAAGGAUGAUCUGGAAGACCUUAUUGUUAAUUGGGAUGAGAGCAAAAGCAUUGGUGAUAUCUUUCUUAAAUAUUCAAAAGAUUUGGUAAAAACCUACCCUCCCUUUGUGAACUUCUUUGAAAUGAGCAAGGAAACAAUUAUUAAAUGUGAAAAACAGAAACCAAGAUUUCAUGCUUUUCUGAAGAUAAACCAAGCUAAACCAGAAUGUGGACGACAAAGCCUUGUUGAACUUCUCAUCCGACCAGUACAGAGGUUACCCAGUGUUGCAUUACUUUUAAAUGAUCUUAAGAAGCAUACAUCUGAAGAAAAUCCUGACAAAAGCACUCUAGAAAAAGCUAUUGGAUCACUAAAGGAAGUAAUGACUCAUAUUAAUGAGGAUAAGAGAAAAACUGAAGCGCAAAAGCAAAUUUUUGAUGUUGUUUAUGAGGUGGAUGGAUGCCCAGCUAAUCUUUUAUCUUCUCACCGAAGUUUAGUCCAACGAGUUGAAACAAUUUCACUAGGUGAGCAUCCCUGUGACAGAGGAGAACAAGUAACUCUCUUUCUCUUCAAUGAUUGCCUGGAGAUAGCAAGAAAACGACACAAGGUUAUUGGCACUUUUAGGAGUCCUCAUGGCCAGACCCGACCCCCAGCUUCUCUUAAGCACAUUCAUCUAAUGCCUCUUUCUCAGAUUAAGAAGGUGCUAGACAUAAGAGAGACGGAAGAUUGCCAUAAUGCUUUUGCCUUGCUUGUGAGACCACCAACAGAGCAGGCAAAUGUUCUGCUCAGUUUCCAGAUGACGUCAGAGGAACUUCCAAAAGAAAACUGGCUAAAGAUGCUGUGUCGACAUGUAGCCAAUACUAUUUGUAAAGCAGAUGCUGAGAAUCUUAUUUACACAGCUGAUCCAGAAUCAUUUGAAGUAAAUACAAAAGAUAUGGAUAGUACAUUGAGUAGAGCAUCUAGAGCAAUAAAAAAGACUUCAAAAAAGGUUACAAGAGCAUUUUCUUUCUCCAAAACUCCAAAAAGAGCUCUACGAAGGGCUCUUAUGACGUCCCAAAGUUCAGUGGAGGGGAGAAGUCCCUCUAGCAAUGAGAAGCAUGUAAUGAGUCGUCUGUCUAGCACAUCAUCAUUAGCAAUUACCCCUUCUGUUUCCACAAGCAAUAUAAUUGGAUUUACUAAGCAUGGUUAUGUUCAGCGCUCAAACUCUACUGGUGGGCGCUCCCAAAACUCCUGGUUUCGAUCUAUACGUCAUUCUGCCUCACGAGUUAGUUUUUCAGAGAUGCUAGAAGGAAAUACUGAUUUUUCAAAUUUCAAAAAAGUUCUAUCCAAGUCAUCUUUGACAUUUGCGAAGAAUUAGGAGAUGGAAACAAGCCUUGUGAAGUUUAAUGUGAGCUUAUUAGCUAUUUGAAAUUUGUAUUUGUGAAAAAAGAAAAUAUUUUUCUCCACUGAAUCACUUAUUAGGUGGGUGGGGAUUUUGAAUUCACAACUUUAUAACUGCUUUGAAUUCACAACAACAUAGACUUUAUAAUAGAGUUUCUUUGCAUAUUGGCACAUAAAAAUAUUUUUACAAAACAAUUUGCUCAUAAGUCCAGAAAAAAUCAGUCCCAUUAGAAGUUUUCCUAUUAAAAUGAUUGCUUAAAAAAUACUAAUAAUCAUCAUGUGAAGUAGAUUUAUAUUCCAAAUCUGAUUCUCAGAUUUACAGCAUUUAUAUAAGAUUUAUGCUUUUAAUAUGGCAAAUUAUAAAGGUUUUACCUGAGGAAAAUGUAAACUUUUAUACUAUCUAUGUAAAACAUUGCUUUGCUAUCACUUGAAUGCUAAUUCUUUACCAACCUAGCUCUUUAAACACUUCAUUUUAUUUACUACCUUGUUGAUGAGGACUUACAUAUCUUGCUACAGUGCUGGCUCAAAAUUUAGAGCCAUUCAUGUUUGUUAAAACAGAAACUAUUUUUAUAAUUUGUUUUCAUUUAUACCCCUCUUGAGUUUUUGGUAUUCUUGUGCAUAUCUCUUUGUUAUUAAAAAUUCUGAUGACAUUUAACUUUGAUACUCUGAAACAAUAAGUUUAGACAAGCAUAGUAUAUUAGUACUCUCUACUAUCAGAAGUGCUGCUAUUUUUCUCAGUUCUUAUAUGGAGCAAAACUAUACAUAUACAAACACAUACACAUAAAUACAUUUAGUUUGUACACAUAAUACAAAAACUUUUCAGAGUUUAUGACUUUUAAUUUAGAAAAUUAUUUCCCAUGAAGUAAUUUUAUUCCUCUUAAUUCUGCUUAAUGAUUAAGAAGAAACCAUUAGAAUU
Sus scrofa (pig) is the source of this 3988-nucleotide messenger RNA. It is a transcript of the gene ECT2, whose product is annotated as epithelial cell transforming 2. Gene Ontology annotation, molecular function: GTPase activator activity; guanyl-nucleotide exchange factor activity. Gene Ontology annotation, biological process: nervous system development; regulation of cytokinesis, actomyosin contractile ring assembly; activation of GTPase activity. Gene Ontology annotation, cellular component: cell cortex; nucleus. NCBI's taxonomy places the organism in Eukaryota, Metazoa, Chordata, Mammalia, Artiodactyla, Suidae. The record is from RefSeq and is a predicted model, not a curated record.